Molecule: messenger RNA, 1071 nt
Organism: Plasmodium relictum
Lineage: Eukaryota; Apicomplexa; Aconoidasida; Haemosporida; Plasmodiidae
Product: phosphatidylserine synthase, putative
Exons: 11
Coding region: 1-1071 (356 amino acids)
Biological process (GO): phosphatidylserine biosynthetic process
Molecular function (GO): L-serine-phosphatidylethanolamine phosphatidyltransferase activity
Source: RefSeq, a predicted model, not a curated record
AUGAAGAGUUUAUAUUUGUUAUGUUUUUCUUUAGUGGCGUCUUUAGUACUAUCAAAUUCAGUUGUUUUAGAGUUUAAACACAAGAUUAUUAUAUCUUUAAUAAUAUCAUUUUUUAAUUUCUUUGUAUUAAAAAAUGUUAUACAGAGAAUAACAUUUUCAAUUAAAAAAGAUGUUUUUACAAUAAUAAUUAAUUCUGCUAUUAUUUUUUACUAUGUCGUAAUCAUAUUUUGCCAAUUUUUUUCAACAAAUGAAAUUAAAUAUAUCAUUAAAUUGCUCAAUAAAAAUAUAGUUUUUCAUACAGUUGAAAAAUCUUAUAUGGAUAAUUGUAAUUCUCUAAAUAACAUUACAGAUAAAUUGGAUAUAUUUGUAAUAGCUCAUUUGCUUGGUUGGUUCAUUAAAGGAUUUGCUAUGAGAAAUUUUUUUCUUCUAAACUUGAAUAGUGUAUUAUUUGAAUUGCUAGAAUUAAAAUUUCAACAUUUACUUCCGAAUUUUUAUGAGUGUUGGUGGGAUCAUGUAAUAUUAGAUGUAUUGGGUUGUAAUUUAAUAGGAAUUGUGUCAAGUAUAUUGAUUAUGAGAUAUUUUAACAUACCAUUAUAUGACUGGAAAAUUCCUGAUAAAAUCAAACUAAAAAAAAAAAAUUUAAUAUUCCCAGCAUUAGAUAGAAUAUGUCGAAAAAUGUUUAAAAAUAGCGCUUCUUUGCUUUUAUUAAUUUUUUAUUCUGUAAUGGUUAAUAUUAUUGAUUUAAAUAUAUUCUUUUUAAAGGCUGAAUUGAAUUUACAUCCUACUAAUUAUAUGAUAUUUUUUAGAACAGCUUUAGUUGUUUUAAUUUCUGUUAAAGCAUCUGUUGAGCUACAUAAUUGCAUAUCAAAGGAGGUGAAUACUGAAGGAGUUUUUUACGUUUUCAUUGUUGCGACAAUUUUUUUAUUGGAGUUGCUUUUAUGUGUAAAAUGGAAGCAUAAUUUGAUAUCAGACAACUCAGAUUUGGCAAUUAUUAAUGCAACGUGGUUAUUUAUUACAUCUACCUUUUCUUCAGUACUCCUUUUUCUUUAUGCUAAUGAAUAUUUGAUAUAA